GUCCUGUUAAUUUAUUAUUUAGCUUGGUAACGUGACGGUUGCUUCUCCACUUAUUUUAUUGGGUGGUUGGUUACUUGAAAUAUGGGGGAGGAGGAGGAAGAAGGGUCUCCUUCGCUGCUUCGUGAUAGAGAUAAGGAUUUAGGGUUUUCUCGUCUCUCUCUCAGAGCUGAGAUCAGGGGUGUGACUCUUGUGGAAGUGGCUUUGGGGGUGCUGAAUGCUGCAGACCCAUGGGAGAAGUCUGAGCUGGGAGAGGAGGCCGCUAUCCUCUGGUUUCAAGGCCACAUUUCCCUUCCUUACAAUUACAGUGAUGAAGAGUUGCCUGUCCCUGAUCGACCCGCCAGGCUUUCAAACGUGAGGCUGGUGGCUCCCCAUCUCAUGCCCAAGCUUGGCAAGGCGGGGAGCUUGCAGAGCUGGCAAGCCGUUCUUCACAGUUUGGUCCAUACUGAGAGCUGGGCUAUUGAUUUAUCUUGGGAUAUCAUAGCUCGUUUUGGGAGGCAGGAAGGCAUGCCUCGCCCCUUCUUUGACGACUUUGUGAAGGUGGCACAGGAUGAAGGCCGCCAUUUCAGGCUUCUUGCAGCUCGUCUUGAAGAAUUGGGAAGCUUUUAUGGGGCACUACCUGCUCAUGACGACCUAUGGGAUUCGGCCAAUGCAACCUCAAACAGUCUUCUAGCACGUCUUGCAGUCGAGCAAUGUGUGCAUGAGGCUAGAGGACUUGAUGUGUUGCCGACAACUAUUGCUCGCUUUCGAAGUGGAGGAGACAAUUCAUCCGCAGAUUUGUUAAAAACAGUCAUGUACCCGUAGGAAAUCACACACUGUGCUGCUGGUUUAAAAUGGUUUAAAUACAUUUGCUUGAGAAAUCUGGCUCCUUCAGGAGAUGCUGCUUUGUCUUCGUAUUGCUCAGGAUUACCAAACAAUUGUGCAGUGGAAGAAACUGUCCCUGAGAGAACCCUGGUUGAAGAAGAGCAGUCUUGCCAUCCUUCAUGCGGGGAGGCUGAGCUUGGAGCAACAGUUGAUGCCUUUCACACUACUGCUAGAAAAUAUUUUACAGGACCUCUGAAGCCUCCUUUCAAUGAACUUGCCAGGGAAGCUGCCGGUUUUGGGCAAGAAUGGUACAAGCCUCUUGCUGUUAAAGAUGGUCCACAAGUAGCUGAUGGGCAUUAAGGAAAUUAUGCAAGCAUUCUUUCAUUGGAUUCACAAGAAGAGCUUUAUGCAAGGUUGGAUUGGUAUUGUUUGUCAGCAUCAUAUGUGUGUUGAAUGUGAAGAGCUUGAGGUGAGGUACGACUUGCAUCUUUUCUCUUUUUGUUCUCUUCCCUUUUAAAUUUGUUUUAGGCCGAUGAUUCUGCUCUCCAGUCGGUAACACAUUUGUUGCUGUACUGCUGUUGGAUUAUGUAACCUAUUUGUUUCCUCCCUUUAUUAGUAUUGCAUUGCCCUUGAGUUGCUUGCUAAGAUCCUCCUGGGCCUCAUGUGGUUGGUUAUCCUGCCUUGUCUUGCACGUUAAUGUACUUUUUCGCACUUAUUCAAUGAAACCAUGUCCGAUAUAA
This is a messenger RNA of Amborella trichopoda, 1541 nucleotides long. The record is from RefSeq and is a predicted model, not a curated record. NCBI's taxonomy places the organism in Eukaryota, Viridiplantae, Streptophyta, Magnoliopsida, Amborellales, Amborellaceae.